AUGUUGAUCAACAUCAUUUCAGGAAGAGGGAAAAUUCUGGUGAAAGACAUUGAAAUAGGUACCUACGACAAAAAUAAGAAGCCAAUUUGCACUGAUGGAAAGCCACAAUUUACCUUCCCCGGACAUUUCAAACUAUUGAAGGGAACUGUGGAAGUGAAGGAGCCUGUGAAGGAUGGCGCAAAGCCGCUCCAGCUGGCGGUCAGUCUUGAGAAAAAUUCGUUCUUGGUCGGAGUUGUAUAUAUAAGAAGAGGGAAAAUUUUGGUGAAAGACAUCGAAAUUGGUACCUACGACAAAAAUAAGAAGCCAAUUUGCGCUGAUGGAAAGCCACAAUUUACCUUCCCCGGACAUUUCAAACUAUUGAAGGGAACUGUGGAGGUGAAGGAGCCUGUGAAAGAUGGCCCAAAGCCUCUCCAGCUAGCGGUCAGUCUUGAGAAAAACUCGUUCCUGGUCGGAGUUGUAUGUGAGGAGGGAAAGAGCAAAAAUCAAUUUGUCCCUAAUGAGAUGUGGUAAGA
This is a messenger RNA of Strongylus vulgaris, 512 nucleotides long. Lineage: Eukaryota; Metazoa; Nematoda; Chromadorea; Rhabditida; Strongylidae. The record is from the annotation of a GenBank genome assembly.